Molecule: messenger RNA, 1011 nt
Organism: Colletotrichum acutatum
Lineage: Eukaryota; Fungi; Ascomycota; Sordariomycetes; Glomerellales; Glomerellaceae
Exons: 3
Coding region: 1-1011 (336 amino acids)
Source: RefSeq, a predicted model, not a curated record
AUGCCUCUAUUCCAGCCUCCAGUCACACCCCUUCCCGACGACCUAAACCUCCACGGCCAGACAGCGAUAGUAACAGGCGCAACAUCAGGCAUUGGGCUCGCGCUAACCCGCCAACUCCUCUCCCUCGGCGCAUCCCCCGUCAUCCUCGCCGUCCGCGACGUACCCAAGGGCGAAGCGAUACGACAAACACUCCUCUCCGACCCAACCGUCCUCUCUCGCCACCAGACUCCCGUCGUGGAGGUGAUGAAGCUGGACGUAGAAGACUACGCCAGCGUCAAGGCCUUUACGGAAGCAUUCAAGGCGAAGUACACGCGCCUUCACAUCGCGAUGCUCAACGCCGGCGUGCCGGGCUUGCGACGCCGCGUGGCGCCCACGGGCCACGAAGCGACUGUGCAGGUGAAUUAUCUCUCCAACGUGCUGCUUACGCUCGAGUUGCUCCCCGUGUUGGAGGCUACGGCGCGGGAGACGGGGAGGAUUGGGAGGCUUGCGUGGACGGGGAGCCGGAUGAUUGGGAAGACGAGCCUGGCGGAGAAAGCUCCUGUUCGAGAGGGGGAGUCUGUUCUCGGGCACCUUGACGAUGAGGCGAAUUUUGUUGGUAUGGCGCGGUAUGCGGAUAGUAAGCUGCUCGGGUUCCUGUUUCUGCAGGAGCUGGCGAGGCAUUAUGAACGGCGGCGGCAGCAGCGGGUUAUCGUAAACGCAUUUUGUCCCGGGAUGGUGGAUACGAAUAUGAGCAAUGUUCUCCCGCAGCCGUUCCGCCUCAUCGCUGAUGCCGUGAAGGCUGUGAGGGCGAGGAGGCCGGAGGUGGCUGGGUGGAUUGGACUUCAUGCUGUUGCUGUCGCGGGCGGGGAGACGCAUGGGAAGACGUUGGGGGAUAAGGAGAUUUGGGAGCCAGAGGGCUUUGCUGUUUCAGAUGAGAGUUGGAGGUUGCAGAGUAUGUUGUGGGAUGAGACUGUGGAUGAGAUGGGGAGGGUUACGAGUGUUCCUGAGUGGAUGGGCAAGGUUGAGAGUUGA